This is a messenger RNA of Phytophthora nicotianae INRA-310, 1035 nucleotides long. RefSeq lists its product as hypothetical. Bases 1 to 1035 code for a protein of 344 amino acids. The transcript has a single exon. NCBI's taxonomy places the organism in Eukaryota, Oomycota, Peronosporomycetes, Peronosporales, Peronosporaceae. The record is from RefSeq and is a predicted model, not a curated record.
AUGGCCAGCUCGCUUUACCCACCGACCAAAUAUUCUUUUACCGACGUCGUCAUUGGUGACGUGAUGGACCGUGCUGCUCCUCAGUACAGCGGAACGGAGACCAGCUUUCUUGCUGAUUCUCUAUCGCUGGGCUGGCCCUCAGUCACUGAGAUGAUAUCAGCCAACCAGCACCAGUUUCCGCCUCGUGGAUUCGAAGAUCUGGCUACGGAAGACACCAAAGCAUCGAGGCUGUUUCAAGAACGCUCCAAAACCGCUAUUAGACGCGAGAAAAGCCGUCUUCACCAAGCGCGUUACAGAAUAAGAAAACGUGAACAUGUAAAAUCCGUCACUGCCAGCGUUUGUCGACUGAGUGAAGACAUUCAAAUCCUCGAGGCGCGGCGACAUGCCCUUGCAAAUCAAUCCACGUUUUGCAGCAGUGUUUGGUCCGUGGCAGGCGAGUACUUCCGACUCUUCCAGCACGGAUACAAGGAAUCCCUGCAAGUACCGAGUGCAGGUGAUCAAACUUUGACCGCAGUAGAAGAACGACCACACCAACCUCACGCACAGAUCGACUUUCUGAGAGAGACAAUGGCCCACGACAUGACAGACGGCGUGGUUUGUGGCGUUGAAGCGCUACUGCAAAACUGGAAACUGCUUUCAUUCUAUCACGGUGACGUGUAUGUCCAGCUCCAGCGUCUGGAUCACGUCACCAAAGACUCUCUCCAAGCAACCAUAACCGUCAGUCUUACUAUCACGGAAAGUACACUGCAGAAUUUGUACCCACAUCUUCUUGACAGUACAGCUCGAGACAUCGAUGACGGACAGAGGCCGUCAUUAGCUGCAAAGCUGCUGAAUCAACGGAUUGUAGUGCAUGGAUCGGUGCGCUUCGACUGGGAUGAAGCUAAUAGUCGAGUGAUGAGGUUGGAGUCCAAGCUGGAUCUGUUGUCACCGAUUUUGGAGCUGCUGGGUAGUCUAGAAGCCGUGGCUCUCGUGUUCAAUUCAGCUUUGGUGACCCCCGAGGGGAGGUUGCUUUCGAAUGACUUGUCGGCGUCGUAG